Molecule: messenger RNA, 666 nt
Organism: Bipolaris zeicola 26-R-13
Lineage: Eukaryota; Fungi; Ascomycota; Dothideomycetes; Pleosporales; Pleosporaceae
Exons: 1
Coding region: 1-666 (221 amino acids)
Molecular function (GO): acyltransferase activity, transferring groups other than amino-acyl groups
Source: RefSeq, a predicted model, not a curated record
AUGGCUUCUACAUUUACCUCCAUCCCCCUCUCUGUAUCUGUCCAAGUAUCAACUACCAAACCUUCUCACAAAAACCUUAUGGGGUUUUCUUCCGAACGUCUUAUAUUUCGACCGCUUCUUGCCUCGGAUUUUACGGCAUACCUUGCCAUAUACAAGUCAUCUCUAUCCAAUAGCGGAACGUCCUCAACACCAAACCAAAGCCAGUUGGAAACUUUCGUUCAAAGUACUCGAGAAUACUUUCUCGAACGAAAACUCAUCGACUAUGCAAUGGUCGGAAUCUUCCUCAAAAAGCCAGACGGAACCGAAGGGGAGUUAAUUGGAGAUGGAGGGGUGUUCUUCUUGGAUAACAAGGAUGAAAAAUGGCCUGAGAUCUAUUAUGUUUUGAAAAAAGAGUAUUGGAAUAAGGGAUACGCCACUGAGUUUGUAAAGGAGUUCCUAGGUGUUUGGUGGAGUCUGCCACGUGAGAAUACACGCAUGCGUGUACAGGCUAUCUCAUUGGGUAAAUUUUUUUACCAUCAAGAGGCUAAAGAGCAAUUGGGAGCUGAGAUCCAUAUGAGUAACAAAGGAAGUAUAAGAGUUUUGGAAAAAACAGGGUUUGAAUUUUGUGGGGAAUACUUAGCAGGUGGAGAGAAAUUUAGCUAUUGGAGAUACACUUCUCCUCAUUAA